Molecule: messenger RNA, 1191 nt
Organism: Octodon degus (degu)
Lineage: Eukaryota; Metazoa; Chordata; Mammalia; Rodentia; Octodontidae
Product: methionine--tRNA ligase, mitochondrial
Exons: 3
Biological process (GO): methionyl-tRNA aminoacylation
Molecular function (GO): ATP binding; methionine-tRNA ligase activity
Source: RefSeq, a predicted model, not a curated record
AUGAACAGACAUGGAACUGUCAUGCUGCACAAUCAGAUGCUGGACUUUCAGGAAAGUUUCUUGUCUCUGAGGAACAAUGCCACCAGGAGCACGAUAACUUUUACUUUUUGGGAAAUGGUUGUGAAGAGGACAGAAAACUCUCAAACAAAUCAUUCCUCAGUCCUUCGGGCUCUGGGGCGCCCGGCGGCCUCCAGGGCCCCUCUGCUGAGGGACCCCGGCGCGCGCCGCUUCGGCUCGGGUGCCCGGACCGCCGGCGAGGACGCGGCCGGCGCGCGCGCCUUCUUCACCACGCCCAUCUUCUACGUGAACUGCUUUCUGCCCGACGCCAAGGUCACCCGGCAGCCGGGCCCAGCGGGGGAGUCGUGUCCCGUGUCCCUCGAGAGCGGGCACCCCGUCUCGUGGACCAAGGAGGAAAACUACAUUUUCAGGUUGUCCCAGUUCCGGGAGCCGCUGCGGCAGUGGCUGCGAGGUGACCCGCGGGCGAUCGUCCCCGAGCCGUUCCACCGCGCGGUCCUGCAGUGGCUAGAGGAGGAGCUGCCCGACCUCUCCGUCUCUCGCAGGAGCAGCCACUUGCCCUGGGGCAUCCCCGUCCCCGGGGACGAUUCGCAGACCGUCUACGUGUGGGUGGACGCGCUGAUCAACUACCUCACUGUCAUCGGCUACCCUAAUGUCGAGUUCAGGUCUUGGUGGCCGGCCGCUUCCCAUAUCAUAGGUAAGGAUAUUCUUAAAUUCCACGCCAUCUAUUGGCCCGCCCUUCUCCUCGGGGCCGGACUGAGCCCUCCACGUCGCAUCUACGUCCACUCCCACUGGACGGUGUGUGGCCAGAAAAUGUCCAAGAGCUUGGGCAACGUGGUGGAUCCCAUGGCUUGUCUGGAUCGCUACACGGUGGAUGGCUUCCGCUACUUUCUCCUUCGGCAGGGCGUGCCCACCUGGGACUGUGAUUACUACGACGAGAAGGUGGUUAAGCUGCUAGACUCCGAGCUGGCAGAUGCCCUCGGAGGCCUUCUGAAUCGAUGUACUGCCAGCAGAAUCAAUCCUGCGGGUACCUAUCCAGCCUUCUGCACUGCCUGCUUCCCCAGGGAGCCAGGGUCGCAGGGGCCGGCCGUUCGCGCCCAGCCGGAGGACUAUGCUCUUGUGAGCGCAGUGGCUGCCUUGCCCAAGCAAGUGGCUGACUACUAUGAUAAUUUUCAA